AUGGUGAUCGUCCUGCAGCAAAGCUACAACAUCAGCACCGGACACAGCUCAGUAUCGGAACUCGGUGCGCUACCCCGGACAGUUCACACCGUGGCAGCCGUGUUCCUGGGGGUCAUUCUGGUCCUGGGCUUCCUUGGUAACUUCCUCGUGCUGAUGGUGUUCUCACGUUUCCCCGGGUUGGUGACUCCUGUGAACCUGCUGCUGAUCAACAUCAGCGCCAGCGACAUGCUCGUCUGCAUCUUUGGGACCCCCCUCAGCUUCGCGGCCAGCGUGCGCGGCCGGUGGCUGACCGGGUCCUCUGGGUGCCGCUGGUAUGGUUUCUCAAAUGCAUUUUUUGGUAUAGUAUCUCUGGUGUCUCUCUCUCUGAUGUCCUUUGAGCGGUACUGUGUGCUGCUCCACAGCUCCCCCUCAGACUCCUCCCAGUACCGCAGGGCCAGACUCGCUGUCGCUGCCUCCUGGUUUUACUCACUGGUCUGGACUCUGCCACCACUGCUGGGCUGGAGCAGCUACGGGCUGGAGGGUCCUGGCACCACCUGCUCCGUCCAGUGGCACCAGCGCUCACCCACAGCGCGUUCCUACAUCAGCUGUUUGUUCAUCUUCUGCCUGCUGCUGCCGCUGCUGCUCAUGAUCUUCUGCUACGGGAAGAUCCUGCUGGCUGUGCGAUCGGUGGAGAGACAGGUCAGCAGGAUCAACCGGCCCUCAGCUGAGCGGAGGGAAGGCCGUGUCCUUUUAAUGGUGGUUUCCAUGGUGACAGGCUACAUAUUGUGCUGGAUGCCAUAUGGCGUUGUGGCAAUGCUCGCCUCAUUUGGGCGGCCGGGAGGGGUGUCGCCUGCCGCCACUUUAAUACCAUCCCUGCUGGCAAAGACCAGCACCGUCAUCAACCCGGUUAUAUAUGUGCUGCUCAACAACCAGUUCUCCAGGUGUUUACUGUACAUGAUCAGGUGCAGAUCAGAAGCCCCGCCCCCCCCAGUUCACCGCAUCCUGCCCCGCUCGCCAACAGACCAACAAAACACGGUGGCUGCCAUGUUCACAUCCACAGAUGAGCAGGAACAGAGGCCUGGGGUCCAAUGUGCCUCAUAG
This is a messenger RNA of Trematomus bernacchii (emerald rockcod), 1080 nucleotides long. Its product is annotated as pinopsin-like. The record is from RefSeq and is a predicted model, not a curated record. NCBI's taxonomy places the organism in Eukaryota, Metazoa, Chordata, Actinopteri, Perciformes, Nototheniidae. Gene Ontology annotation, cellular component: membrane; photoreceptor outer segment. Gene Ontology annotation, biological process: visual perception; G protein-coupled receptor signaling pathway. The transcript has 5 exons. Gene Ontology annotation, molecular function: G protein-coupled receptor activity. Bases 1 to 1080 code for a protein of 359 amino acids.